AUCAUGAAGACCAGCCAUGACCUACGACAGCCAUGGCUCUCGUUUCAUACAUUAUGCCCUUUGCCGUCGCUCUAAGCCUCUACUACCUGCUCCAAGGGCCACUCAGCGGUAUCGAAGUCUCAAAAAUCAUGCCUGAUCGGAUGCUUUGGGCGUCAGCCCGUACUCCGGCCGCCAAGCAGUUCAACGCCUGGCUCAAAGUGUUCAAUAUCGGCGACCGUGACGCUCUGCUCAGCUACCAUGUAGACAAUUUCCCAUAUGGUGUCGCUAGCGAGGAUCUCGCCGGCAUCGAACGAGAGAUGGUAUUCUCAACGCACACUGGCGGUUUCCAUGUCAUGCAGAUCCAGCAAGUGCCGGAGGAGCGUACCAAAGAAGGCGAGGAGACCGUGAACGUCCUGCUUCGUGAGAAGAAGCGACCACAGUUUGCUCGGGCGUCCAUGAAGGUAGACUUGUCCAAGAAGGACUAUCCUGUGUCCAAAUUCGAGAUCCAUCCUAUUCCUACCCCAAUCAAAUAUGCUCCAGAGGACAAAAAAGAGUACUACAGAAAGGCUCUGGCACCAUUGACAACGGAGCGGAGGCACAUGGUGCUGGACGAAAUCGCAGACGUCGUGCGGAAGAGGUACAUCUUCCCAGACAUUGGAGACAAGAUGAUCAAGGACCUUCAAGCAAGAGAAGCGAGCGGAGAAUACGAUCACUACGCCGAAUCUGACAUCUGGGCCCGUCGAUUGACCGAAGACAUGCUCGCGGUGAGUAACGACCAGCAUAUUCGAGUCAUAUUUGCCGAACCCCCGCCAGGAGUCCACGGCGGAGACGGCGACAACCUGAGAGAACCACCCGACCUCUUCGAUCGGCUCAAAGGUAUGAAUUUCGGCCUCGGUGAACCUUCUGUGGAGGUAAUCGAAAAUCACAGAAUCGGCUUCCUGCCAAUCGACGGCUUUGUACCAACGACACCAGAAGUGACCAGAGAAUACGAGAAGAUCCAAAAGGCAAUUGGCGAUAUCGUCUCUCAAGUUGCCGACACAGACGCAUUAGUGCUCGAUCUGCGCAGGAAUGGUGGUGGUCAUCCCUCAACGGUCGCUUUCGUCCUGUCGUAUUUCCUGCCCGAGGGUCCCGUUCAUUUACAUGAUUUUGUGGAUUGGGACGGUGUUGUGAAAUCUACAUACUCGACCCUUCCUACAAGCGAACUUCCAAAAGGCACUCACCCAUUCGGUGAAUCGAGACCUCUGUUCCUCCUCACCAGUAAGAGAACCGUCUCCGGUGGUGAGGACAUGUCAUACAAUCUCCAAGCCCGGAAACGAGCCACGGCCAUCGUUGGAGAGGAUGAAACCACGGCUGGAGCCGCAAAUCUAGUCACCGGACCUAGCAUUAUCUGUGAAGAAGAAUUUGGAGGUCGGUGGUGGCAUGUCGGUAUCCCAGAUAGGAGGCCUGUUAAUGUGGUGACCGGAACCAAUUGGGAAGGAUUUGGCGUGAGAAGCGACGUCGUGGUAGGGGAAAACCAAGAUCCAAGAGCCAUUGCCAGAAGCAUGGCACUAGAGCAGCUUGCAUCGAGAAAUGAUGCGAAGUCCACCAUGCUUGUGCAGUAG
Exophiala xenobiotica is the source of this 1580-nucleotide messenger RNA. RefSeq lists its product as uncharacterized. The transcript has a single exon. Bases 33 to 1580 code for a protein of 515 amino acids. Gene Ontology annotation, molecular function: serine-type peptidase activity. Gene Ontology annotation, biological process: proteolysis. The record is from RefSeq and is a predicted model, not a curated record. Lineage: Eukaryota; Fungi; Ascomycota; Eurotiomycetes; Chaetothyriales; Herpotrichiellaceae.